Messenger RNA from Racocetra persica, 452 nucleotides. The record is from the annotation of a GenBank genome assembly. NCBI's taxonomy places the organism in Eukaryota, Fungi, Glomeromycota, Glomeromycetes, Diversisporales, Gigasporaceae.
UUGUCGUAAAGAUGGCAAGUAGCUCGAAAGUUGAGACAAACAAUGGCGAAUCUGGAGCAAUCGACGAAGGCGUUUUCGAAGAGAUGAAGUCUUUGCUUCACGAAUUUGAGCAGGUAGAAACAGAACUUGCACGACAACAAGUGAAACUUUUGGCUCCAAUUUACGAAAAACGACGGAAAAUCUUUGAAAAAAUUCCAAGGUUUUGGACAACAGCCUUCAUGAACCACCCACAUGUCGCCCAGUUUUUAGAUUCUGAUGAUUUUGAGGUUGUUCAAUGCCUCAACGAACUAAUUAUUGAAAGAGACGAAAUAAAUUUGGAUAAUUAUAAGAUCAAAUUGACAUUUUCUGAAAAUCCCUAUUUCACAAACACUGAAAUUGUAAAGGAAUUCUCGGUAGAUGCGGAAGCACGACGUCAUAUAAAAACCACUGAAAUUGCAUGGAACGACGGCAAG